Molecule: messenger RNA, 670 nt
Organism: Pseudovirgaria hyperparasitica
Lineage: Eukaryota; Fungi; Ascomycota; Dothideomycetes; Acrospermales; Acrospermaceae
Exons: 3
Coding region: 101-475 (124 amino acids)
Source: RefSeq, a predicted model, not a curated record
UAUCUGCCCUGACUAUGGGAAUGUCCGAGGCCGCCACCGAAACCCUUUGAGAUGGCUUCACAGCUUUUGUUAAACCAUACCGCUAGGCACACCAUGGUCAAUGCCACCCUCCAUGCCACCUCUCACACGAGGCCGACACGACAAGAGUCAGCCUACGAACAAUGUUACCCGAUUCGACUUCGCAAGUUGCUUACAAGUUUUACAUCUCCAAAUUCAGUUGCCUCUCUUACAAGCCGCCAUGAAUUCUCCACCUAUGAUUCAACCAAUCGCUCCACUUCCUUUCAGUCCGCAAAAUGUUCAGUGUCCGAUUUACGAAAGGCCUUCUUGCCAGCAACUAGAUUGCAUAAAUGGAAACGUGCCCCAUAGUUGUCCGGAUUGCGCAGGUCAUUCAGGGCGCCACGGACACAAUUGCAUCACCUGUGGGGGUACUGGCAUUAUCUUGGUACCUUGUUCGAGUUGUUCAGGUCGUGGAUAAACUUUGCUUGCUAUACCGUCAUCUUCACACAAACUGUCUUUUCCAAGAACCUUGUCGUUAUUUCCAUGUCGUAUACCUUCUUUUGUCACGCAUCUGAGCCCAAGAAUUCGUAAGGCGCAGUUGGGUCUCGGUUUCUCAAUAACUCAUAUCCUUACGAGAUUAAGAAGAAUCAAUAUCCUGCCGAGUUGUCAUUUU